GGUCACGUGCUCUAGGGGCAGAGACCGGAAGUGGGCGCCGUGCGGAUGACGUACUCGGAAUGCGCCGCUGCCAGGGCUUCCGGCUCCCCGCCCGCUUCUUGGUGCGCGAGGCAGGCGCCGGGAGCAGAGGCGUGGGUGGCGGUUGCCAUGGAGUCGGACGGCAAAGGGGCCUACGUGCUGAGUAACCUGGCUGAGGUGGUGGAGCGGAUCCUGAGCUUCCUGCCCACCAAGGCAUUGCUGCGGGCGGCCUGUGUUUGCCGGUUAUGGAGAGAAUGUGCCCGUAGAUUACUGAGAACACAGCAGAGCAUAGCGUGGGUCUCUGCACUUGAGCCUGGUCCAUCUGAUAGUCAUUCACUGGUCCGUGCAUUAGCCGAAGAACUUGAGAAUGUGCAUGUGCUGCCACGAACAGUGCUCUACAUAGCAGAUGCAGAGACUUUCAUUGGAUAUGAAGAGUGUCACAGACAAAAGAGGGCAAGGAAAAGAAAUAGUAAAGAAACAGCAAUUGCACUAGAAAAGCUGUUGCCAAAACGAUGCCAAGUUUUGGGACUGGUCGCUCCUGGAAUUGUAGUUACUCCAAUGGGCUCAAGCAGCAAUCGACCUAAAGAAAUCGAAGACGGUGAAGCUGGCUUUGCUUUAUUGUUCCCUAAAAUUGAUGGUGUGAAAAUCCAUACCUUCCACUUUUUUAAAGUUUUUGAUGAAAGCAAAUUGACUGAAGCAGGUCUUAAAAAUAAUCCAGAGCUCCGUGUGGUUCUUCUAUUUGUCUACAAUUCUUGGAAGCCGGGAGCUAAUCGGUUUCUUAAUCAGAUAAUCAAUCCUUUAAAUGAAAAAAGUAUCAUCUUGGCUGGGGGGUAUGUGGAGAGCUUGACGUCACUGACCUCUGAGAAGCAUGUCGUCUCGUCCUUGACACAAAGCAGAGCGGAGAUCAAUUUGGUGAAAAAAGGAAGAAGCGAACACUUCAAAGGCACAAGAUCUGCAGGCCAAAAGUUGGUGUUUACGACUUCUGGUUUAUAGAAAGUAAAUAUGAUCCUGCUUCUACACACGUUGAAUAUGAUCAGAAUGUUCUUAAAUGUUUGUUUUUACACUACUGUAAAAUGAAUAGCCUCCAUAUUCCAGAUGAGGAUACCAUUGGAUUACAUAAAACCAUAGAAGGUAAUGGAAAAAUGAAUUGAUUAUGAUGCAUAGCCAAAUAAAUGUUUGUUUAUAUAUAUAAUCACACAGGAAAAAGCAUUAAAAUGAGUUAUCCUGUUUUUAGAGCUGAUGGCCCAUAUUUUGGUACUUCAUAACUGAUUGGCCCUGGUGUCCCUAUGUGGAUGCCAUUUGACUGACACAUUCUAGUUUGACACAAUACACUUCAACAGAGGAAAUGUGGCUCCAGAAUUUAAGAUGCAUGGGAAAAAUACAAAACUUUCAAAGUUAUUGCAAAAUGCAUUAUAUUACAAAAAAUACUUUGAUGUUCUCCCUUGGGCAUUCAAACCUCCAUUCAAGGAAAGUACUUAAGCAAAGUCCAUGCCUGUUCAGGACAGUUCUUAAGCCUGGCUUAAAUUCUAUUGAUUUCAGUUGGACUUCAGCACCUGCUUAAGUGUUGUCCUGAAUAGGAAUGUUUUCCAGAAUCAGGGACUCAAAUAUUAAGGUGCAUUUUCCUGCCCUUCCAAGUGCAAUGGCAACUUCCUACUUGUUUUUACAAUAUAUUUGAAAAAAAAAUUAAAAAUAGUGUUGGGUCUUAUAUGUAGGUAUAGUGCAUAGAGUAUUCAUGUUAGGUUAGUUUUUCCUCAAAAAGCCCAGCUGGCAUAAGGCUUAAUUGGGGAAUAAGGAAUCCUCUUAUUACCCCUGCUGUGUUCUUAUAGUAGACCUUCGAAAGAAAGCAAGAAUAACCUGAUGAAGAUAAGAGACCACAAAUCAUAUGAUACUAAAUCUUCACAAUUGCAUCAUCUCAAGGGGAUUUCAGUUAAAACCUGCAGGAACAGUAAAUCUGCUUUUUUUGGUCAUUUUCUGUGCCUGCAGAUUCCUUUUGGUCCAGCUUAAUAUUGAAAUAAGCUUUAUUUUAACAGAUGAAGACUCUGGGCCUGGUCAGUCAUGCCCUCUUUGCGGGGAGCAAUAUACUAGGAUCCUGUAAAUGAUUAAACCCCAGUCUGACUUUCAGGUACAGCAGAGGUGCCUGGUAAGACUGAACCUCAGCUAUGAAUUUUGGAAAAAUGGGUGAUUAAAAAUGUUCAUUUUCUUAUUUACUUUCCAGGUAAAAAUGAAGCUCUGCUGUAUAUCAAAUGGGAUCUUGGAAUUCACUGACAUCCUGCCAAGAAAAAAAGGGUAAUACUCUGUUUAUGUACCGUUGUUUCAUUUUUUCAUCAUAUUUUAUCUCCACUUUUGGAAGAGA
Mauremys mutica (yellowpond turtle) is the source of this 2371-nucleotide messenger RNA. RefSeq names its product F-box protein 22 (gene FBXO22). Gene Ontology annotation, biological process: regulation of skeletal muscle fiber development; protein polyubiquitination; positive regulation of proteasomal ubiquitin-dependent protein catabolic process. The record is from RefSeq and is a predicted model, not a curated record. The transcript is spliced from 7 exons. Bases 46 to 1011 code for a protein of 321 amino acids. Gene Ontology annotation, molecular function: protein binding. Lineage: Eukaryota; Metazoa; Chordata; Testudines; Geoemydidae.